Molecule: messenger RNA, 555 nt
Organism: Neomonachus schauinslandi (Hawaiian monk seal)
Lineage: Eukaryota; Metazoa; Chordata; Mammalia; Carnivora; Phocidae
Product: leukocyte immunoglobulin-like receptor subfamily A member 6
Exons: 3
Biological process (GO): cytokine-mediated signaling pathway
Molecular function (GO): inhibitory MHC class I receptor activity
Source: RefSeq, a predicted model, not a curated record
AGUGACCCCCUGGAGCUGCUGGUCUCAGGUGCAUUGGGGAAGCCCUCCCUCCUGACCCAGCAGGGCCCUGUCGUGACCUCUGGACAGAGCCUGACCCUCCAGUGUCGCUCUGACGUCAGCUACGACAGAUUCGCUCUGUCCAAGGAGGGCGCACGGGACCCUCCCCAGCUUCUUGGCCGACAGCCCCAGGCUGGGCUCUCUGGGGCAGACUUCUACCUGGGCCCUGUGAGACCCUCCCACGGGGGCCGGUACGCAUGCUAUGGUGGACGCAAGCUCUCCUCCGAGUGGUCGGCCCCCAGUGACCCCCUGGACAUCCUGGUCGCAGGACAGCUCCCCUACACACCCUCCCUCUCAGUGCAGCCGGGACGCACGGUGACCUCAGGAGAGAAUGUGACCCUGCUGUGUCAGUCAUGGAGCUCUGAGGACACUUUCCUUCUGUCCAAGGAGGGGGCAGCCGAUCCCCCCCUGCGUCUUAGAGCAAAGCGCCGAGCUGGGCAGCACCAGGCUGAGUUCUCCAUGAGUCCUGUGACCUCAGCCCACGGGGGUACCUACAGG